AUGAGGCUGUAAAGACUGAGCUGUUCUCUGUCUCUUACUGAACGCUCCUUCUGCAAGAACAGGAAGAUUGUGAGGUGAGGAGAAAGCCAGGAAUAUCAGUCCACCAGAAAAACAGAAAAAGUAAGGAUGCAGCCAGAAGAGCUUGUGUCAUUGGCAACGCUUCAGCCUCCAAAUGCAUUCGUCACCCCAGCAUACCUGGAUUUUUUCAACUCAACAGAGUGGGAUCUAGUCUACUCCAUCAUUCCUCCGUACAUCUUCACAGUGUGCUUGACAGGAAUUGUGGGAAAUGUUUUCGUAUUGCUAGUGUUUCUGCUCCAGGGAAGCCGCUGGUCCGUGCCUGAGAUCUAUCUUGGUAAUCUGGUGCUGGCUGACCUCCUCCUACUAGUCUGUCUGCCGUUUUGGGCCAUGAACAUCCUGAACUACUUCAUGUGGUCUUACGGAGAGAUCAUGUGCAAGGUGGUCAACCUCUCCAUCAACGUCAACAUGUACACCAGCAUCUACAUGCUAGUGAUGGUGAACGUGGACCGCUACCUCGCGCUCGCCUUGACCAUGAAGGCCAUGUGGCUUCGUCGGAAACGCUACGCCAAAUUCAUUUGUGUCGUUCUUUGGCUGUUCGGUGUGGGAAUGGGAGCUCCGACAGUCUGCAUACGAAAACUGAAAGAUAUUCCAGGUCACCGAGCCGUCGAAUGCCACCUGGAUUAUCCCAACACAAGUUGGAGACUCGCUCAUCUUCUGCAGUUGAACCUGGUGGGCUUCGCUCUGCCGUUCCUGGUCAUCACGUUCUGCUGCGUCAAUAUCGUCUGGGCUUUGAAGCGACGGAGACACAUCGGUUAUUGUGAGGACAGAAACGACAAGAAGGCUACGGUCCUGGUGUGCGCUGUCACCCUGCUCUUCCUCAUCUGCUGGGGAAAGUAUUUCAAGAGGAAAGUCAGCAGCAUCUAUAAUAGAAGAAAACGCUCCUUGGAUGCGACUGCUCUGCAGCGGACUGUUUUAACCUCUACGACAACCGCCAGUCAAAUCAAGCCUGUUGUGUUAUAUGAGAAAGACAAGUGUAAGAUUUUCACAACACAGCCAUGA
Sinocyclocheilus rhinocerous is the source of this 1077-nucleotide messenger RNA. Its product is annotated as B2 bradykinin receptor-like. Gene Ontology annotation, cellular component: membrane; external side of plasma membrane. The transcript has 3 exons. The coding region runs from base 127 to 1077 and encodes 316 amino acids. Gene Ontology annotation, biological process: calcium-mediated signaling; cell chemotaxis; immune response. Gene Ontology annotation, molecular function: C-C chemokine receptor activity; bradykinin receptor activity; C-C chemokine binding. Lineage: Eukaryota; Metazoa; Chordata; Actinopteri; Cypriniformes; Cyprinidae. The record is from RefSeq and is a predicted model, not a curated record.